GACGCGAGAGUGGCUCCUUACGCAGCAGCUCCAGCAACUACAGAUGGACACGUUUUGGGCGUUGUCGAUGGUGUUCACUGCAUGCACUUUCCUGUGGAGGCCGUCACAACAACAAGGAAUUUUCGUGACAUCUGGAGGCCUAAAUCAACAGCAGUCAUCACAUGGAAGUGCAGUGACCUUUGUUCGACCUGGAGCAGUCAGAAGACGAAGACCGGAAAGCGUUUCAGGACUACAGAAUGUCAGUCGGACGACUAACCCAGAAAGAGAGAAGCGCUUUUUGCCACUAUUCUCAGUGCUCCAGUUCCAGAACCAGGAAUGUGUAUCAUCAACAGGAAAUAUUGGAACAUGCAUGACAGUAUCAGAAUGUGAACAGCGAGGUGGAAUUGUCAAUGGCACUUGUGCUGGGGGCUACGGUGUCUGUUGUGAAUUUUAUGCUACUUGUGGACAAACUGUGAGAGAAAACAACACAUAUUUCAUUAGUGCGAACUAUCCUCAACCUUAUGAUGGAACAGGAGCAUGCCGGUUGCUUGUCAGCAAGCUGCGCUCUGAUGUCUGCCAGUACAGGCUUGAUUUUGAUGAGUUCAGAAUAGCUGGUCCUGAGCCUGUAAACAACACCUGCAUUUAUGACCAGUUUCUUGUUACUGGAGGCAGUCCUAUAAAUGAGAUAUGUGGAAUCAACAAAGGCAACCACAUGUAUGUUGAUGCCAAUGAGGGCCAAAUUAGUCCCAUUGCCCUAACAUUUGUAACCAGUGGGCCCACAUUUUCAAGAAGCUGGAAAGUGAGAGUCAGCCAAAUAGCCUGCUCAUCACCGCUUAGAGCUGAAUCAGGAUGUCUUCAGUAUUUUACUGGAGUAACAGGACAAGUUAAAUCAUUCAAUUAUGAUCCAGAAGUUGGCCUACAGUUAUCUAACCAGGACUACAGCAUCUGCAUUCGAACUGAGAGAAAUUUCUGUGGUAUACAAUAUGCAACAUGUCCAGAUACAGUAAACAAUAGGACUCAUGCUUUCACACUAACCGACAACACAUUAAGUCCAACUGCAAAUAUACCAGCGCGUGUUGCCAGUGCAGGGCCUUAUGCAUGUACAACGGACUGGCUUAAUAUACCAUGUGCAGUAAAUGCUGGACGUAGAUAUCCAGCUCAAUGUGUUGAUCGUAUUUGUGGAGGAACGUUCAGUGCAGAAGUUGGACAGCAGACAGCUUUUGUCUACAGUAGGACAAGACCAUUCCGGCUGGCUUUUCAUACUGACAGCUCUGAAGCUCCAAAUGACAUUGGGAACAGAGGUUUCUGCCUCAACUACAUUCAACAGCCUUGCUCAGCCUUAAAUGGGUGAUUUAUUUUGUAGGCACCAGUAAGGGAAACUGUUAUUAUUGAAAAUUCAUGUUAACUAAUAUGAGCUGUGAUCAAAGAGUUAAAGGAAAUUUGGUUUUUCUUAAAGACUUUGCUUAUUCAUCAAUAUAAACUUUUUUCCUUUCAAAGUAACCCCCUCAGAUAUAAUACACUUAUAUCACUGCUCUUUCUGACCUUUGAAUCACUUCUGGAACUCAGUGUUUGUUAUGGUGCUCAGCUCCUUCACCAAUUCUGCUUUUAUCUCAUCAGUGGUGGCAAAAUGAUGUCCUUUCAUGUUGCUCUACAGCCUUAGAAAUAGAAAGAAGUCACAGGGGCUUGAAGUCCGAGGGGGCCUUGUGUGGUGAAUAUGGUGGCCGAUGCAGCAUAAAGGUUUCCUGGCAAAAAAUCAUAAACAGGAAUUGACAUGUAGCGGGAGCAUUAUUGUGAUACUAUUUCCACAAGUGGCUUUGGCUUCAUUCUGUUUAUUUUCUUCAGACUGCUUCACACAAAUGACACAUAGCUUCUAGAUAGUACUCCAUAUUGACCUCAUGACCAUAAGGCAAGAACUCAUGGUGUACUAUUCCAUUGUAAUUGAAGACAACAGUGAGAAGAAUCUUCUCACAUGGUCAGAUGCGCCAAAUUUUUUUGUGUCUUAGCUCUUCAGGCUAUUUCAUUUGGGACAAUUGCGGCAUGGUUUCAAUGUAAUAUCCAUAUACUCAUGUUUCAUUACCUGUUAUAACUGUCUUUAGAAGCUCUGGAUCAUUGUUGGCUUCAUUCAGCAAUUCCUGAGCAAUGACUACACAGGGUCAUUUUUGAUCGAAAUUCAACACUUUUAGAACAAACUUUGGUGCUACAUGUUUCAUGCCCAGACCUACAAAAAAUUGCUCUGAAUGACAGAAAAGCUAUGACUAAAUGAUCAGCAACCUCUCUGAUUGUGUUUCGGCAAUUACCCACAACCAUUUUCUUUACUUCUUCCACAUUGUCAUCAGUAACUGAAGAGCUAGGACAUCCAGGGCAGUCAUAAUCUCCAACAUCUUCUCAACCCUUUCUGAAACAUGUAUACAACUCUUUACUUCUUGUCUUACUCAUAGUAUGUUUACCAAAAACCACAGUCAAUAUUUCAAAAGUGGUGCUGCAGUUCAUUCCAUUUUUCAGCAAAAUUUAAUGCAGAUUCUUUGAUCUACCUUUUUCGAAGGCAAUGAUUUGCCAAGCACUCAAAAACAUGUAUCCCCUUUUUGGCUGUCAACAAUAAGCUAAAGAUUCAAAACAGCUCAAAAUGCAAACAUACAUCUGGCACAUGUGUGCCAACAAGAAAAAGAAAUUGAAAAUGAGAUUAUAAAGUGUGAGAAAUUUAAAAAAUUUCCAUUACAUUUUGAUCACACUUCUUUCCUCAAAUAAUAUAUCUGCAUAAAAAUUCAGGUAAAAUUUAAUCCUGCCAAUGUGUGUUGAACAGUUAUCUGAAAAACAAAGAAUUGAGCUAUCUGAAUACAAUAGCAGUUUUAUGAAAAUAACAGAUUUCUUCUCACCACUCAGGGAAACUGAUGAGUCCCAGACAGGCACAAUAAAAAGACAACCAAAUCUUAGUAGUCUUAGUAGCAUGUCUUCAACUCAGUGCGUGCUCUGUGUGGUGAGUUGGAAUCUAUCUAUCUAUUGUUGUUAUUUCAACCCUGACGUCCACUGUUUGAAUACAAUACUGACUGCAUUUAUAUGUUAUUUGAUUUAUUGAGAAUGAUAUGCCUUUACUGUGUAGUGAAUGUUUUCUUAUCACCGUUAUUUUCCAUCAACAGUAUAGACAUUUAACUAAAUGUAGUUUGAAUAACAUGUUAUUGUAAUAAAAGUACUGUCUUCAUUGUCAAGUAUAUGUGAAUAUGUAUGUAAAUUUACAUUUUGUUUAAUAAAAAGAAGUUGUAUUUUUUAAAA
Messenger RNA from Schistocerca gregaria, 3246 nucleotides. RefSeq lists its product as uncharacterized. The coding region runs from base 44 to 1330 and encodes 428 amino acids. The record is from RefSeq and is a predicted model, not a curated record. Lineage: Eukaryota; Metazoa; Arthropoda; Insecta; Orthoptera; Acrididae. The transcript has 10 exons.